GGUGGUGUGGAUGCUAUAUAAGCUAGAUGACUGCUACUACCAUCAUCAGCCAGUUCAGCUCAGGCAGCCAUCAAAAUAAGUUCUCGUUACUACCAAGAUACCCUCACCAUGCUCUCAUCCUACGCUCUACUCUCCGUCGCCACUGCAUUGCUGGCUGCCUGCAAUGUGGUCGUCGCGUCCCCACAAGUAUUCGCGUCCACACCGACGCCAACCAUCCCGGGGCACUGCUCGACAACCAUCGACGACUUCGAACACACGACGGCAUCAGUCAGAACUCAUGAGUGCUAUACCUACACUAGAAUAGCGCCGUCCUCUACAUGCCCGAUGAUCAAGUGUGCGCCGAGGCCUACGGAUGUGUUUUGCCCCCAGUACAUUAGGGUCUCGAGCGUCACGGUGCCGUGCUCUACCGACUGCUGCCCCACAACGCCAACGUCGUAUGUGUCGACUGGUCGUUGCCCGACCUGCGCUCCUUGCGUCGUCCCAACACAAUGGAUCACCUACACGACUGGCUGCCCUGGCACGCCCACCAUCUCGACAGAAACUAUCGAGACGCCGCCGUGGAACACUCCGGACGAGGAGUAAGCAUAGCAUGGAUGAGAUACUUUUUUGAGCUCGCUCGGCUAAAAGGGGAGGAAGUAGCUUGGAUGUGU
Molecule: messenger RNA, 650 nt
Organism: Durotheca rogersii
Lineage: Eukaryota; Fungi; Ascomycota; Sordariomycetes; Xylariales; Xylariaceae
Exons: 4
Coding region: 109-582 (157 amino acids)
Source: RefSeq, a predicted model, not a curated record